Messenger RNA from Ctenocephalides felis (cat flea), 1014 nucleotides. RefSeq names its product protein Skeletor, isoforms B/C-like. The transcript has 8 exons. NCBI's taxonomy places the organism in Eukaryota, Metazoa, Arthropoda, Insecta, Siphonaptera, Pulicidae. The record is from RefSeq and is a predicted model, not a curated record. The coding region runs from base 1 to 1014 and encodes 337 amino acids.
AUGAAAAAUGGUGUUUUAUGUGUGAAGGUCCUUGGGCAGUAUCGUGGAGUAUGUAAAGAUGAUCUAGUGGGCGGUCAAGACAGUUUUCAACUCCUCACAGCUUCCAGAGGCGAAGAUGGAAUUAAUGUUGUUACUUAUAGAAGAAAUUUAAUAUCUCCUGAUAAUGGUGAUAAGGAAUAUCCCUUGGACAGGGAGGCAUUUAUAGUUUGGGCCAUGGGAAGAUUGGACGCCGUCAAGGAACCAUCGUUUCACGAUUAUUAUCCAAAAGGCGACAUCAGCGUUCAAUUCAACUCCAAGGAAAAGAUAAACAAUUGUUUUAAAUUUACGAGAAGUGAUAACCGUUUCUUAGAACCAUGGGAACGACCAAAGAUAAUUGAUAAGUCUAUAAGAAGCUUUACAGCUACACUCGGACCAUCUGGGGGAAAACGAGGGUAUCAAGGAAUAACUGGGCAAACAUCAAGUGGCUUAGCUUGGUAUAUCAAUGGUAUGCUGGUUCCUGAAUUGUGGCUGAGGAGAGGAUUAACUUAUGUUUUUAAAGUAAGAGGUGGCAAUAAUCCUCAUUCUGCAGAACAUUAUCAUCCUCUAAUUAUCACAGACGAACCUCGUGGAGGUUUCGACAGAUUGACCGACACGGCGCAACAUCAAGUGAGAGUUUUGGCUGGUGUCGAGUACACGAGACGUGGAAGGCCUAAACCUACAGUAGCCGGGCCUUUGUGUUUGGCCCAACAUACUGGAAGGGCCGACAGAAGAAGGGACGAUGAUUUUCCAACAUUCAGAAGAUUUAACAGGACUUUAAAACAUGUUUGUGAAGAGGGUGAUCCAGUAGAAUUGGAAGUGACCCCAAAUUCUACCUGGCCCGACGUGGUUUACUACAACAGUUUUACCCACUCAAACAUGGGCUGGAAAAUUCAUAUUGUGGAUAAUUUUGGACGAAGUAAUUCGAAUUUAAUUAAAAUAGAUUUAUGUUUAAUUUUAUUAAUACUCACUAAGACUAUGUCGGCUGUAAUGUUGUAA